This is a messenger RNA of Arabidopsis arenosa, 521 nucleotides long. Lineage: Eukaryota; Viridiplantae; Streptophyta; Magnoliopsida; Brassicales; Brassicaceae. The record is from the annotation of a GenBank genome assembly.
AAGAACAACAAACAAAAACUAAAGAGACACAAAAAGAAAAGAAAAGAGAAAUCAUCAAAAACUAUAAAAUAAAAAGACAGAAAAUGGGGAAAGGAGGCAACUAUGUGAUGGUGGCAGCUUCGGAGGUGGAGGAGCUACGACAGAAGAACGGAGAGAUGGAAAAAGCGGUGGAGGAGAUGAGGAAAGAGAUGUUGCAGUUGUGGCGGAGGACACAGGUGGCUGAGGAGGCUGAGGAGCAUCUAUGCUCUCAGCUAGCCGAGCUUGAAGCCGAAUCUUUAGACCAGGCUCGUGAUUACCACUCUCGCAUCAUCUUCCUUACGAACGAGCUCUCUCGCUUCUCCCCCGACUCUGUCUCUCCCUAGAAUAGAUAUUUGUGUAGAGGAUAGGUUCUUAGAUUGUUGGAUCAUGGAUGUAUCCUCAAACUGGUUUAUAUCAUUGCCAAUAUGUAGAGGUUUUUAUUUUUGUCUAAAUCUUGAAUUUCUCCUUGGAAAUUUCUAUAUAAACAAAGAUUCAAUGUUGUU